Molecule: messenger RNA, 3968 nt
Organism: Lepisosteus oculatus (spotted gar)
Lineage: Eukaryota; Metazoa; Chordata; Actinopteri; Semionotiformes; Lepisosteidae
Molecular function (GO): DNA binding
Source: RefSeq, a predicted model, not a curated record
CCAUCUCCUGGAAACUACUCAGAACAGAGCAAACACGGAGCCUGGAAUCUUAAACCCUGUAAACCUCGAAUCAGAAAACAACGAAGCAGGGGGAGCAUCUGGUAUUGAUCCAUCCGACAAAGGUGAUCUGUGGAAUACACCCACAUCACAGAACAGAGGUAGCACUCAGAGUGGGUCAGUGGUCAGCAAGAAUCUGAAAAAGAGACCUGCAUGCAGACUGAAUAACACGAGUGUGCAGCAGAAGACCAGGUUUGCCUUCUCAAAAGCACAGAACCGCCUGCUUAAGGAGUACAUGGGAGCCCAUUGGGAAGACUUGUAUGGGCCAAAGAGAAAAGUAGCUUCUGAACGACAGUCUCUGUGGCAUGCCUUGACUGCUCAAAUUAAUGGCUUGGAUGGAGACAACAAAAAGACCCUGAAACAGGUCCAAACACGGUGGUUCAACAUGCGCCGUGAUAUGGUCAGAAAAGCAAAAGCUCUGAAGCAGGUGGUGGAUAAUGGCUGGUUGACCAAGUUACCACAUAGUGAGAUCAGGAUUUUAAAUGCAUGCCAUGGCAGACUGGAUGGAAUUGAGGAUGGAAAGAAGAAUUUGCAGGAUUCCUAUAGCAGCUGUGAAACGUUCCUUAAAUCUGCCCCCACACAGCCUGCCUGUGCAAGCUCUGUACAAAGGGAGCCACGGAGUCAGCAGUCAACAGCAGCAGUUAGCUGUAUUUCUAAGCCCCACGGGACUUUGGAGGUGCAAUUUUACAGCCAGGAUCCAGCGGAGAUACAGGAUGAUCUCUCCAUUCUCCAGGCCACAGAGCCCUCUGCCUUCACUGCCACAAAUCACGUAGAGACUGAAAUUCAUGAAGAAGGAUAUGACACAAAUGAGGAUGGAACACUUUCAAAAAUCCUCAACUACUGCAAGGUGAUGCAUAAAGCUAUCCAGAGACUUGAUCAAAAAAUUGACAGCCUUCAGUCAACUGUCUCAGAAAUGCAGAAAUCCCACCGGUGGCCUCUAUUCAUUAAGCGAAAGCCUGUGGUACAACCGGGAGCAGCAGCUCACUCAGUCAGGGCCCCGGUCUCCUGUGCGUUGGACUCCACCCCGCCGAUGCCCCAGCUCGUGCGGGUGUGCUCUCCUCCCCGCCUGCUGCCUGCGGAGGAAGUGCAGAAGCCCCCCCGGCUCUCUCCUGCCCCCGGGGCCCCCAGCCCCACGCUGCUCUGUCACCAAGGACAGCACAGCCAGCCGCCCCCCCCCGCCAUCUCAUCGCUGGGUCCGGACUCGGCUUCUGUGGCAGUUGGAUCCAAGAGUAAAGAUGCUGGUGCCACUACUUCCGCUGAAGAGCGGCCUAUGGUGUUGAUUGGGAACCCUCAGAGGAAGGUGCUGGCUCCUGCCAGUGCUCUGCUCAAGGCCUCCACUGAGAGCAGCCCCAGAGGUGCAGUGGGCUAUCUGCUGCGUGGUCUGUUUUCUUCCGAGACCCUGAGCAGACAUAAUGUCACGGGGGUCGCAGCUCAGGGUAUCCUUCAGCUGGACCCCAAUAAAAUAGGUGCAAUUAGAGGUAGGCUUUUUUUUUCUCAAGAAUGAAUUCGGCUUCACUGUGCUUUGGCUUUAUUUAUGUUAUUUAAGUGCCUUUUAUUAAAUAGAUUGAGAACAUGGGUGUCCUGCAGUAUUUUUUUAGAACUGCCAAGCUUUCCUCAAGACAGGACAGAUUUUUCAGUCUUAAAUGUAAUGCAGUUUAAUUUAUUUGAUUGGGUGUUAGAUUCAGAAGGGGAGGAUAUUAAAAUAGUGCAUACAUUCAUGGGACAGUGAAGAAACGUUUUUACAAUUUAGAUAGAAAGAAACAAGAUUUUCUUUCUCCGCUGCCUGACAGUAUGAUUAUUGCCAGAGGAAAAUCACCUGAAAUCGCGUGGUUUUUAGAAGCACAUUUGUGGUAUUCCUUGCAGAAAGACAUUUAUUUUUCUCUACAAACUGCAUUCAAUAGUAAUGUUAAAUCUUGUUUUUUUUUUGUUAGUUCUUGUUAGCAUUUACUAUAAAGUUGUCAUUAAUUAUUUUGAUAUAGUCACUCUAUUUUGAUAUACAUUGCUAUUUAUUUUGAUACAGUCACUCUAUUUCGACAGAUAUCGCUCAAGAACUUUGUUCUCUAUAUACUGUAGAGUCAGACAAUUGAUUUUCCAAGCUUGGGAAUAAAAUCCUACAUUGCAUUGCAGAGUGGCUUGCUUCGACAUUCCCGAGCUGGGACAUGGGUAUAUAUGGAGAAGAAUGGGAAGCCUGUGUGAUAGUUAUGAAUAACAUAACGUGCAGCUUGCACAGUGUGGCUAAACGCAGGGUAAACACUUUUGAACUUCGAGUUGUUACAUCUGAAACAAGCACAUUGUGAUUAAGUCAUAUGUGGAGAGAAACAUUUUAAUAUAUUUUUUGGCAUUUCUUUUGAAUAAAAGUGCUGGAUGUAAAAUAACCUGGGUGAAAUGUACCUAUUUCUAAAACAAACCAGUAAUAGUCGUUUCUCCUAUAUUCACUAAGGUCUGCACACAAUAAACAGUGGGAAAGUGCUGCAUGCAUGUAAUUCCUGAAAUCCCGUUAAAAAACAAAUUCUAAUUUACUCUACUGUAUAUUUAUUGUGUGCUAUAUUUGGCGAUUCCAUCCAUUCGUUUUUUAAUGACGUCUUUCAAUUCAGAGUCACAGGGGAGCCGGAGUCUAUCCCAGCAAGCAACAGGUGCAAGGCAGGGUAUAUUGUGGAUGGUAUGACAGUCCAUUACAGGGCUGACAAAGACACAAACACACACACUCUUUCAGGCAAUGCAAGAUUUGGGUUUUGUAAAGACCUGAGAAACUGAAGUAACUUGGGGAGUGGGUGCCACCAGGAGGUUGAAUACUACCUGUGCUCAAUUCCAGUCUCUAGCAAGGUGGCGGGAUAGCAGUGUAGUGUACAGCAUACAGACGGAGCAUGGAAAGUGCACAUAGCAGCUCAUUUAUAAUUCAGCCAGAUAGUCAUGGCUAUAUGUUUCAAAGAAUAUAAAAAAGGUGGAACCCCCUUUAACUAAAGAGGAAGCUAGCAAGUCGGUUCUAAUAUAAAGACUUGUCUUCUGCCUGCUGUGGUGCUAAGAUCGCUUGUUAACAAUACAGCUAUUCUUCAUUUGUAAAUCUGUGUAACUAAUGAGAAUCAUCAUCAAAAUUUAAAAAGCUGAUUACACGAUUAACUCUUCCCAGGAAGACUCUAGCUUCACCAUUCUCCCCAGAACAAAAUCAGGGGGCAAUUCCUGGGACAGCUGCUCUCACUCCUUGUUGUUCCAGCCGAUUCUGCCUGCUGGUUUGGCUUAGUCCCACCCUUCACUAAUAAAUUGAACCCUACAGUUAUUCACUUUCCUUCAGGAGAGCAUUAGAUGUGUGUUGUGGGCAGACCUGUUGUCAAUGUCAUGCUUGUAUGUGACUUAAGAGUUAUGCUGCAAAAUUAAAAAGAACCUAAACAUUUUUUGUUGUUCCCUAAAUUAUUACAGUCUCAGUUCUCACGUGUCUCCCGCAUAAACAUAAGAAAUGAUAAGGAAGACAAAUCGCAAGAGCACGAGUGAGUUGAAUUGGUUUAUUACAGUUCAGUAGCGAUGCAUUCUGAAGAGUGUUAGAAUCUAAACCAGGAAUUCUAGGAAAGGCAGUUCAACAGAACCAGCUUUCCUGACUCUCCGGAGAGCAAGAAUCUCAGCAACAGGGUCCCGUUAAACCAGUUCACAAAAUUCAAAAACGGAUACAGCUGCUUAUGUACACCUCUUUUUGCAUCACAAAGCUUCAAAAGGCUGUACAUUCCAACACUGUUUUUUACCAUUCGUUAUCACGUCUCAAGAACCCACUCAAGCGUAUUCUGUACUGUACCUGCUGGUUCCACUCCCGUUUGUUCUUCCUUUCCUCUGUUUAUCAUGUGCUCCUUGCUAAAUAAUAAUCCUUACACUUAUAUAGCGCUUUUCUGGACACAGUGCUCAAAGUGCUUUACAGGUACCAGGGA